Messenger RNA from Lates calcarifer (barramundi perch), 5066 nucleotides. Its product is annotated as dnaJ homolog subfamily C member 11. The transcript is spliced from 16 exons. Gene Ontology annotation, biological process: cristae formation. NCBI's taxonomy places the organism in Eukaryota, Metazoa, Chordata, Actinopteri, Centropomidae. The record is from RefSeq and is a predicted model, not a curated record. The coding region runs from base 1095 to 2828 and encodes 577 amino acids.
CACAUCUUUUACUAGAAGGACUUGAAUACUAAAAAUGCUAUUAAAAAGUCCUGCAUUCAAAAUGUUGCUUAAGUCAGUGUAUAUAAGUAUUAUCAGCAAAAUGUACUUAAAGCAUCAAAAGUAAACAUUGCUGCUGCACAUUAGCCAGCAGAAUCUCUCAUGUCAGCGUUUAUUAUGUUUCUGAAUUUCUCAUGCAUUGACAUGUGAGUAGAAUUUUAAUGUUGCAGCUGGUUGUGAGGAAGUUCAUUCUAAUGACUUUAUAUCUUGUUUGAUAGUUCAACCCAUGCAUCCUGUUUAUAAACUAUUCUAUAAACAGCUGGAGCUAUAUUCCCUACAGACAUUUGGUGGAGUGUAAAGUAGUAGCCUAUAGAAUGCAAAUAUUUAAGUAAAGUUCAAGUACCUCAAAACUGGGCUAGAGUACAAUGCCUAAAUAUAUGUAGUUGGCUACAUUCCACCAUGCAACAACACUUCGAAGGGGGGCGUUCUGCAGAAAGACUGCAUUUACUUUUGAUGCUUUUGAAAAGAGUUGAGUACCUCUUCCACCACUGCAACAACUUUAACAAGCAAAAUCAAAAUGGAAAUAUCCUGGCAGCAGAGCAACACAGCCUGGUAAUGAUUAAAGACAGCUAUAAUGUUGAACUGCUGACAGUGUUAUUCGGUUUACAGGUUGCUUAAAAGACACCCGGUAAAACAGAUUGGCAUAAAGGGAAGAGAAGCUGUUAUUAUAACUUGGAUUUUAAUGUAAUAUUGUUCGUACUCGAGUUAUUGUAAUUUAGGGGUAAUCUAUUUCCUCAGUUGCGACCAUUGUCAUGUCAAUGAGCGUAGGAUGUUCAGCCAAUCAGAAUUGAGAACCGGUGUUAGCAGUUUAGGCGAGGCGAUAAGCCACCGACUAUUUAACUAAGAAAGACAGAAAGGGAAAAGACAGUGGCGGGUUGUUUUACACACUGACGAAUACAGUACGUUCUAGAGAGAAGAAAUUCUCCUUACGGUGGCAUUUCCUCUUUCCUGGAAGUGUGUUUUUCGCGCUGUGCUCAAACUCAAACACAAUCAGCAGAGGGCGACGUGACAACUUCCGUUCCUCUCACGGCGGACCAAUGAGCUUUCAGAACACUGGAGGGGUGGGCGGGACUGGACCAAACGCGAACAUGGCGGCGUCCUUAGAUGAUGAUUUCGAGUCUAAUAAUCAGGACUAUUACUCUCUGCUCAACGUCAGGAAAGAGGCUACAUUGGAGGAGUUAAAGGCAUCGUAUCGGAGGCUGUGUAUGCUCUACCAUCCUGACAAACAUCGAGACCCGGAGCUGAAAAGACAAGCUGAGCAGCUUUUCAACCAGGUGCAUCAGGCGUAUGAAGUCCUGAGUGAUGCUCAUUCCAGAGCCAUUUAUGACAUCUUUGGGAAGAAAGGGCUGGAGGUGGAAGGCUGGGAGGUGGUGGAGAGGAAGAGAACUCCAGCAGAAAUUCGAGAGGAGUAUGAAAGGCUGCAGAGAGAAAGAGAAGAGAGGCGACUGCAGCAAAGAACUAACCCCAAGGGCACCAUCAGUGUUGGUGUGGAUGCAACAGACCUGUUUGACCGGUAUGAUGAGGACUUUGAGGAGAUGCCAGGAGGAGGCUUUCCACAUAUUGAAAUCAACAAGAUGCACAUUUCCCAGUCCAUAGAGGCUCCUUUGACGAACUCUGACACAGCAGUGCUGUCUGGUUCGCUCUCUACACACAAUGGGAAUGGAGGGGGUAACAUUAACAUGACCAUACGAAGGGUUACUUCAGCCAAGGGCUGGGGAGAGGUGGAGUUCGGAGCAGGAGACAUACUGGGACCGCUCAUUGGGUUAAAAGUGUUUCGCAAUGUCACUCCACGUUGUUUCUUGACAGCCCAGUGCGGUUUGCAGUUCUCUCCUCGAGGGUUGCGACCGAGCUGCUCUCUGAUGACAGCACGCCACCUGGACCAGAACACCAUGGGUUACCUUCAGUGGCGCUGGGGGCCCAACAGCGCCAUGACUACCAGCCUGGUCCGAGACACAAAGAGCAGCCACUUCACCCUAGCUCUGCAGCUGGGUGUGCCUCACUCCUACCUGAUGAUGAGCUACCAGUACAAGUUUCAGGAUGAAGACCAGACUAAAGUGAAAGGCUCUGUCAAGACAGGCUGGUUUGGCACCGUAGUGGAAUAUGGAGCAGAGAGGAAGAUCAGCCGACACAGUGUCCUGUCAGCCACUGUCAGCAUCGGCGUCCCGCAGGGAGUCACCCUCAAGAUCAAGUUGGCGCGUGCCAGUCAGACGUACCUGUUUCCGGUCCACCUGACAGAUCAGCUGCUGCCAAGCGCUGUCUUCUACGCCACUGUGGGACCCCUGCUGGUCUACAUGGCCGUCCACAGACUGGUUAUCAUCCCGUAUACACAAGCACAGAAAGAGCAAGAGCUGGAGCUGCAGAGGAAGAGCUCCGCCACAGACAUCGCCAAGAAGAAGCAGGAGGCAGAGUCUGCUGUUCUGCUGAUGCAGGAGUCUGUGAGGAGAAUCAUAGAAGCAGAAGAAUCCAAGAUGGGCCUGAUCAUCCUGAAUGCCUGGUAUGGAAAGUUUGUGUCAGACACCAGCCAGAAGCAGGAGAAAGCAAAGGUCAUUGACGUCACUGUGCCUCUGCAGUGCCUGGUUAAAGACUCCAAACUCAUCCUUACAGAGGCCUCUAAGGCGGGGUUGCCAGGCUUCUAUGACCCUUGCGUAGGAGAGGAGAAGAGUCUUAAAUUACUGUACCAGUUCAGAGGUGUGAUGCACCAAGUCAUCUCUGCUGACACUGAGCCUCUACGGAUACCCAAGCAAUCUCACAGGAUUGAGUCUGAGUCCUAGGAGCUCACCGCUGUUGGAGCACCAGAGAGCCAGUGCAGAUAAAACCAGACUUUGUGUAAACAGAAGAACCCAUGAAAAGAGAGGACACAUCAAAAAUAAGUCAGUCUCUCUCCUCCAGUCCUCCUCUGUCAUGGUAUUAGUCAAUCCGUUUAUCGACUCCCCCCACUCCUCCCUCUCCCCGUGGGGCCAUCUCCCUGGUUCAGCGAAAAACAGGAGUCAGCUCAGAGUUUUCUACAAGGUGUCACCCUUUUGAGUCUCUAGUCGGCCACACCUGGCGGGGAUUCUCACAUAUCUGUCUGCUACAGGAGAUCAGACAUCGACCCUGAACAUAGUUUUACAUAUAUAUGCACUACAAAGAGGGACCUGUAUUCACCGCGGACGUGGUGGCCACUCCCUUUAACGAUGAGCUAAACAAAUGUGGAUAAAUUUAAAAAUGUUUCUUGACAUUUGUUAUGUCAAGCGUAUACAAACAAGCUGUGCUGUAAGUUUAUCCCAUAUUACUGUAGUCUUUGUCCUUUAUGUGUAUGACCACCCCUGUAGUUUUGAAUCUAAUAAUGUUACAUGCAAAUGUUUAGAGUAACACUAUGCAGGAUCAUGUCUCAUGUCUGUGACCCUGAGGCUGGCCAGGACUGAGGAAUGAUUUUGUAACAGAUGUGAACAUGUCUCAUCCUAAUCUAUUUAUUAUGCCUUUCAGUGACAUGUCUGCUGCUCGUUUGGGUGCCAGUCAGCAGGUACAAAUUGGUGCUCAAAACUUAUAUCUGUGAGGGUUCGGACUUGGAAGUAGAGGGAUAGUUUGCACAGGGAGGGAAAGUGAUGAAAGUGAUGCCCUCUGAUGGUAGCGAGACAAGCUUGAAUUCACUAUUCAGAUUUUUUUUUUUUUUUAACAUCUCAGACAAGACUGCAAUUUAAAGGCAGACGUUUGGUUUACGUCACUGUUUAUUGAUUAUAUCUGUGCAGUUGCAGACAAAUCUGAAUUUCUUACUAUGAUUUUUUAAUACAGUGAAGGCUACACUUUGUACGUCACUGGUGUAUAUCUAUUAACAGUGACUACUGGUAUGGAUUUGAAACUUGCUUUUCAAGAAUCUUGUUUUGUGGUUGGGAUGUGACCAGUAGAGGGCGCAGAUCAACACUUUCCCUCUUGUAGGUUGUGUUUGCUGCUUAAGCUGGAGCUGACCUGAGCCACACUAAAACCAUUUCACUGAUUAUGGCACAUUAACAUGAUUACAUUCAUUUGUUUGAAUUUAGUUAAUGUUAAUGUUUACACUAUUUUUGUGCCACUUUUAAUUUUCUAUCAUUCUCCAUCCCUUUUUUAUUUUUUAAAAUUCUCAGCUGAAUUAAUCUUAAAUGCAAUGACACUACUUAAAGUAUUGUAUAAGAUGCUAAAAGCGUAUUUUUCAUCCAUUGUUUUAAUGCCUGUCAUUUAGGUGAUAAUCCACAGUCAGUGACUCACCACUGGUAGCUAUAUUUCUGACUGAUGUGGUGUGGCUGACCUGGGGAAAUCUAAUAUCCUGUGAUGCACUUUCUGUUGAGAUAUAGGUGUUGUAGCACAGAAGUCCUAAAGUUUAAACCUCAUACUGAUGUAUUAUUUGCCAGUAUGUACAGUGGUACUGUAACUGCAGAGGGGAAGGUGAGAGCUAGUCAAGUUAUUCCUCAUUUUCUCUGGGAAGUCUUUAAUGAACUACAGAAACACACUACUGUUGGAUAAAAAUGGUAUUUUUGUGAUUUCAGAGGUAAUAUUUUGCACAAACUGUACAGUAUUUAAAGCAAAUGUUAUCAUGAAAGUGGCACUAAAGCCUCUAAUAGUAGCUCUACACCUUACACUGAACUCCAUAGGGUGCAUCCAAGAAACAGUGACUGCUCCUUGAUAUGGCAUCUUCCCCUGAUUGAAUCUGAUUUUGCCAUCAGUGGUAAGAUGGAGGGAUGUCUGUCUCUGCCCGUCCCUACAGAGAAAUAAUGGUCUUGGCUUGGGGUCACUAUUACUGCAGCCAUUUUGCACUGAUUCUGUUUGUAGUAUUUGUCUCCUCUUGUUAGUCUGUAGCUGUGCUGUAAAUUAUUUUGACAGGUCAGCUGGUCACCUCUGCUCUAGUGCCACCGUGAGGCCAGCAGAAAGUCUGCUCCCUGCUGUUACAUUCCAACCCACCACCCAAACUGACCCACAUUAUGUAAACGUACCGAAUGGUUGAGGAGCCUGUGUUCUCUGUCCUGUAAAGACUACAAUAAAAGUGAACAAAAAAGAUG